AUGUCGCCCAAACCAGAGGAAGCCAGCAUCCCGGUCGUCCAUGCGGUCGACGAGCGGGAGCUGAACAAUAGCACAGUCAGUUUGGGCAAUCUUAGCGGCAGCAACCUGAAGCUGAAUGCCUUCAUCAACAACGCGUUCGUCAGCGAGUGCCCGAUGAAGCUGGGCGUCGCCGACGAAACGACGAAGGAUGCGCUCCGGAAGGGAACGAAAAACAGCAGUCGCGCCGGUGGUGGCGGCGGAACCGGGGGCGAUGGCCACGGUCCCGGCCAUGCCGCCGCGGCCAGCCCAGGCAAAAUGGCGGUGGUGGAGAAGCCGGUCGUCGACUUCGAUGACCUGCUGCCGCAUGUGGGCGAGUUCGGGCGCUACCAGAAGAUCCUGUUCCUGCUGAUGAUUCCGUUCGCAUUCUUCGUGGCGUUCGUGUACUUUUCGCAAAUCUUCAUCACCCUGGUGCCGGAGGAGCACUGGUGCUACGUGCCGGAACUGCAGCAUCUGUCCGUCGAGGAUCGACGAGCGCUGGCGAUUCCUGUCGAAGAGUCGCUCGACUUUGGCCCGACUUUGGAGGGUGAAGCCACCAGCUACAGCAAGUGUUCGAUGUAUGCCGUUAACUUCACCGAGGUGCUUGCGAACAACAUACGCAAGCCGGAUCCAUCCUGGCCAACGCAGCCCUGCCGGCAUGGUUGGGAGUACAACUACACCGAUGUACCCUACGCAACGGCCGCCACGGAUUUCGAGUGGGUCUGUGACCAUGCCUAUCUGCCGACGCUGGCCCAGUCUAUCUUCUUUCUGGGCGCCAUCGUCGGUGGGCUGCUGUUCGGCUGGAUUGCCGAUCGGUACGGCCGCAUCCCGGCCCUGGCCGGGUGCAACAUAAUCGGCUUCGCAGCCGGCGUCGCUACCGCAUUCGUCGGUAACUUCUGGCAGUUCAGCCUGUGCCGGUUUCUGGUCGGAUUCGCCUUCGACAACUGCUUCACGAUGAUGUACAUCUUAGUUCUGGAAUACGUUGGACCGAAAUGGCGCACGUUCGUUGCGAAUAUGUCGAUCGCGCUGUUCUUUACCACGGCGUCCUGUGCGCUCCCGUGGAUUGCGUACUAUCUGGCGGACUGGAAAGUGUUUGCUAUCGUCACCUCGGCGCCCCUCGCUUUGGCCAUUUUUACCCCCCUGUUGGUACCGGAAUCGGCAAGAUGGCUCGUUUCGCAGGGUAAGAUUGACAAAGCAAUCGGAAUCCUGAAGAAGUUCGAGAAGAUCAACCGGAAGACGAUCGAUGCCAAAGUGUAUCAAGAGUUUAGCGAUAGUUGCGUGAGACUCCAGGAGGAAGAUGCGGCGAACAGCAACUACUCCGUGCUGGAUCUGUUCAAGACGCCACGCCUGCGCAAAAUCACCAUCCUGCUGAUCACGAUCUGGAUGGCGAUCUCGCUCGUGUUUGACGGACACGUCCGGAACGUGGGUUCUCUCGGACUGGACCUGUUCUUCACGUUCACCGUGGCCGCGGCCACGGAACUGCCGGCCGACACUUUCCUCACUCUGACGCUGGAUCGUUGGGGUCGUCGUUGGUUGGCCUGCGGUACGAUGGUUGCCAGCGGGUUGUUCAGUCUCUUUGCGACCAUGGUGCCAAUGGGUGCCUACUCAGCGACACUUGCCAUCCUGGGACGUUUCAGUGUGAACAUUUCGUACAACAUUGGGCUACAGUACGCGGCGGAACUGCUACCGACCGUAGUCCGGGCGCAGGGUGUUGCUUUCAUUCACAUCAUGGGAUACGUGGCUAGUAUCGUUGCACCGUUCGUCGUCUAUCUGGCGAACGUGUCGCCCUCGCUACCCCUUAUCGUGCUGGGCGUUAUGGGAAUCAUUGGCGGAUUGCUAUCCCUUAUGCUGCCCGAAACCCUAGGACACGACCUGCCGCAAACGCUUGCCGAUGGUGAAGAGUUUGGACGUGGGCAAAAGAUUUGGGACUUCCCGUGUCUCACGAAGAAAGUGGAUGACUUCGACACCUGUGACGAUCUACCGGUCGAGCGGUUCACGCGGUGCUCGUCGAAGACCUCGAUCGGAGCAUCGCUGAGGGCGUCGACACGAGGCGAACUUCGCUCCAGUAUGCUGAACCGAUCGGUGCGAUCGCGCGUUUCCGUGCGCUCGCUGGCACAGUGCAAGGAGGAACAGAUGUCGGCCGGUGUGUAG
Molecule: messenger RNA, 2166 nt
Organism: Anopheles cruzii
Lineage: Eukaryota; Metazoa; Arthropoda; Insecta; Diptera; Culicidae
Product: carcinine transporter
Exons: 7
Coding region: 1-2166 (721 amino acids)
Biological process (GO): transmembrane transport
Cellular component (GO): membrane
Molecular function (GO): transmembrane transporter activity
Source: RefSeq, a predicted model, not a curated record